Messenger RNA from Lobosporangium transversale, 2064 nucleotides. RefSeq lists its product as hypothetical. Lineage: Eukaryota; Fungi; Mortierellomycota; Mortierellomycetes; Mortierellales; Mortierellaceae. The record is from RefSeq and is a predicted model, not a curated record. The transcript has 2 exons. The coding region runs from base 501 to 1976 and encodes 491 amino acids.
AGGGCAUUCUCCCGCCAAAUUGUCCAAACCUUGUACUCACUACAGAAACUUCAUUCGAAAGCCCGUCAUACGUCUCCUCCUCCACAGUUCCACCACCAUCCACAUCCGCCACUUCUCCCUCCUCGUCCUUGCUUACACCUGAUCAAGUCCAUUGCCAGCGAAUCCCAUCACAGUUAAAAAAUUAUUCUCUCGCCUUUUGUAUAUCCAAUUCCGAUUGUUCUCGUGGAUUUAUUCAGAUUGUACAUAAGCUCAGUGCCCCGGUUGCAAAAUUCAAGACCUCAAAGGAUACGAGCCAUGACCUGCAUUUCCGUCAGGUAGCCGGCCCUGACGACUUUUAUUUUUUACUGGAGGGCGCGCAAAAGUUGGCUCUUGGAGCACAUUUGGUACCAAACAACCUUGAAGUCAAUGUCGAUAAUUCUUCACAUUCUGGCGAUUCAAACUCGUCAUCGCUCUCUGAUGCUGCGCCCUCUGACAAACUGGUCUACAGGGCUGAUUUUCGAAUGGCUCUCCCUGGACCAAUACAGCUCUUUGGAUGGCUUACCUACGAAAAUUUUAGGGCUGUGCGCGAAAAUCGUCCAGGUGUUUGGCCUCAAUGGACCCAUUCUAUCUUGAUUGACCCAAAGACAGUGGUCAAUCCAACAGAGAACGCCACAACAAAAUUCACUAUUUGUCCUGACUGUGAGUUGAGUUCGUUCUUGGACCAAGUAAAGACGUAUCGCGAGCAGCACUUUGAGCAAUGCGAUCGCAUGGUGCCUGUUCGUGGAUCAUAUUGGCGCGAGGACUUAGCCGUCAAAGUCUACUCAGGUCUAGACAUCGUCAAUAAUGCACCAGGUGCUGGAGCCUUUUACAAAGCCCCGAAUAGCAACAAUGUACCCAAACCACAGAAUGGGAAAUUGACCAGAGGGUGGCGUUUUGUGCCAAAUGGAUGCACAAUGACCAAAACAUCUAGCCAGCUUCAUGGCUCUUCUCAAAAUCCUUACGUACCUACAUGCGACUCUAUUGCUUCGCCCACCGCGGCUAUGCGCCCUCCCAAGCCCGCGGAGCAGGACCAUGAUACCAAUAAUAGUGAUAAUAAUGACAGCAACAAUGAGAAUAAUUACCCUAGACGCCGAAUCCUCUUUACAGGUGAUUCACAAGUCCGGACUACAUACAACUCCAUCCUGAGCCAUUACCGCCCUGUUGACCCUCACCAACGUUUCCCUGCGCAUAGCGAAUUCUUACCCGUACUCGAGAAUCUCAAUCUUAAUAACACGCAGACAGAGAAACCCAAUUCUGCAAUUACCACUCCAAGGACGGAAUCGGACACGGAGAUUGAGUUGGUGUACAGAGCAGACCAGUUCUUGGAUUAUCUGCUUGAUUCCUCUGAUGAAGAGCUAGAUAAAUAUGACACAAUCUAUCUCAAUAUUGGGCAAUGGCCGGCUAGUGGGCCUGUUGCAGGUGGACAAUGGUCGACUGCAAAGCUGUUGGAGCGAUGGGAGGGAGUCAUUCAGCGGCUGAACCGGUGGAAGGAGUCUCGCGAGGCUCGACUUGUGGCACGGCGACAGCAACGAUAUGAACGAGGAAGCGAUCCAGAUAUGAAUAUGGAUCCUAAGGAAGACCCGACGGUGGGUUCUGGCGAGUCUUCCAUUGUCAUCUGGGCAGGAAUGAAUGCAUUCCCUAUGCGCACAGAUACUUCUAUCCGCGUUAAAGGCGAUUGGAGGACAAAUGCACGCUUGGGCUACUGGGAUGAUUGGAUUGAAAUCAUUUCUCAAGAGGCUGGUGGAUGGUUCCGACGAUUGAACUCAUGGCAAUUGACCUUUCCCAUGUUGGAUCAGGUUACUGAUAAGGCUCAUUUCCAAGAGACGGAUGCUAUUGAUGCACUCAAGCUGGAAGCCCUUUAUAAACUAGACCUUUGCUCGCGCAUGAGUGCUGAUACCCCCUAUUCGGAUCUUCUUUCAGAAUCAGUAACCAUAGCUACUUCUAAUACCACUGCCUAAGUACUAACUCACAAAAAAAGAAGUAUCAUGAUAACAAUACCCUCCCUCAUUAAUGAACAUCAUUGCAUAUUAUACACAUACAAAAAGC